AUGACGAGCUUCAGCAGCACCAUGACAGAAUUCACUGUGGGGGAGAAGUACAGACUGGUAAGGAGGAUCGGGUCCGGCUCCUUCGGAGUGGUUUAUCACUCGGUUAAUAUCACCAAUGGAGAGGAAGUGGCAGUGAAACUAGAGUCACAGGAUGCCAAGUACCCCCAGUUACUGAUUGAGAGCAAGUUCUACAAGCUUCUGCAGGGUGGGGUUGGCAUCCCCCGUAUAAAGUGGUUUGGUCAGGAUAGAGGCUAUAAUGCCCUAGUCAUGGAUCUUCUGGGACCUAGCCUGGAAGACCUCUUCAAUUUCUGUUCACGGAAGUUCACCAUGAAAACUGUUCUUAUGUUGGCUGACCAGAUGAUCAGUAGAAUUGAAUACGUUCACACAAAGAACAUCAUACACAGAGACAUUAAGCCGCAAAACUUCCUUAUUGGUACAGGGCGCCACCGCAAUAAAGUAUUCCUUGUUGAUUUUGGCUUGGCCAAAAAGUAUAUAUCCAGCAGCACCAGGAAGCACAUACCAUACAGAAAACUUAAAUACCUCACUGGCACUCCUCUGUAUGCGGCCAUCCACACACAUCUUGGCAUUGAGCAAAGUCGCCGAGAUGACAUGGAGUCAAUAGGAUAUGUUUUAGUGUAUUUUCUUAGAAGUGGUCUACCCUGGCAAGGAAUAAAGGCUGCCACAAAGAAACAACACCGUGAAAAAGUUAUUGAAAAGAAGAUGUCCAUUUCUGUAGAAGUUUUAUGCGAAGGAUUACCUGCCGAGUUUGCUACUUACUUUAAGUAUUGUCAUGCACUGCACUUUGAUGAAACUCCGGAUUACAGAUAUCUGAGGCAGCUAUUCCGCUCGCUUUUGGAGACCCUGACUGACCCAUGUGACUGCACCUUUGACUGGGCACUGUUAAAGCAGGAUGUAGCACAGCAGUCGGAUUCUUGCAGUGAAUAUGGUCAGCAGCCCAAAUUCACUUAG
This is a messenger RNA of Lepus europaeus (European hare), 969 nucleotides long. RefSeq names its product casein kinase I-like. Gene Ontology annotation, biological process: peptidyl-serine phosphorylation; negative regulation of canonical Wnt signaling pathway; signal transduction. The record is from RefSeq and is a predicted model, not a curated record. Gene Ontology annotation, cellular component: cytoplasm; nucleus. The transcript has a single exon. Bases 1 to 969 code for a protein of 322 amino acids. NCBI's taxonomy places the organism in Eukaryota, Metazoa, Chordata, Mammalia, Lagomorpha, Leporidae. Gene Ontology annotation, molecular function: ATP binding; protein serine/threonine kinase activity.